This is a messenger RNA of Coffea eugenioides, 1528 nucleotides long. RefSeq lists its product as uncharacterized. The transcript has 2 exons. The record is from RefSeq and is a predicted model, not a curated record. Bases 1 to 1377 code for a protein of 458 amino acids. NCBI's taxonomy places the organism in Eukaryota, Viridiplantae, Streptophyta, Magnoliopsida, Gentianales, Rubiaceae.
AUGAAGUUCUUGACUUCCUCUUCAUCCACCGCCUCCUCGACCAUCACCUCCACCACUGCCUCCACUUCUUUCGGUGGCAAUGUCCACAAUUCCAGAAGCACCCCAGCUGGGUGCAUUGCCGGGGUCUUCCGCCGACUUCUUUGCCUUAAAAGCCUUCCCACGCACCCCUCUGAUCACUUCAAAGACACCGACCACGACUCUGUCUCCGUGGAGCUUGACAGGCUACAAUGUACUAGUACUGUAAGUGCAGAGGAGAGGGCUGAGUCCUCCGCCACACCGUGCAUCGUGGCAAGGCUAAUGGGUUUAGAAUCAUUGCUGCCUCAGACCGAUUUUUCUGCCGCUGAAAAAAGUCCGAGUUCAAUUGCACGUAGCCGGUCGAUGAAUUCUGUGGAUUUGAUGAAGGAGCUUGUGUCAAUUCAGGGGAGGCAUAGACGCGUGAAGAGCUUCAGGGAGACUGCUCCCACAUUUCUUGAGCUAGAAGAUGAGAAUUUUUUUGUUCUUAGCUUUGAGAAUAUUGUAGGUGAAAGUAGGAAAUCGGAGACGGGUUCGAAGCAGAAGAAGCAAAGAGGCAGAGGAGCAAACGAUAAAUCCCAGAAUAGUACGAGGAGCAGGGAGAAUGCUUAUGAAAAGAAUAAAGAAAAUCAAGAUCCCAUGAAUGUUUUAAAUAAUGAGAAGCAAGAGCGGACGACGGAUUCUAGGAAGGCUUCUCAAAGAGCUGUUUCUGAAGUAAUGAGCGACGGUAUUCGUCCACUGAGUAUUAGUUCUUCCCAAAAUUCAUUUGAGGGGAAGGAAGUCGAAAACAGGGCAAAGCCCAUAAACCGCAAACCUGAGAAUGAAUUAGGAAGGAGAAGAAGGAUGAAGAAGAGAAAAGAUGAUUGCUUGCCAGUAAAGAAAGUAGAAUCAGAUUGCUCUGAUUCUGAAAAUUCCAGCCCAAAUUCUGUUUUGGAUAUCGUGAAAUUCCCAUGUGAUCCAGAAGUUACGAGCUCAGAGGGGCUCUCACGAUUGACGAAUUCAAAGUCAAGGAGGACUUUAACAGAAGAACUCGAGAAUUAUAGGAAGCUGAAUCAUCAGUACGUUGAUAAGAGUUUGACAAGCAAUGCUUCUGGUAAAUCUAGGACUCGCAGCGAAGGCAAAUGCGUUGAGUUGAGGAAGAAUGAUCGUGGAAGGCAGAAUAAUUCUGCCAACAUGUGGGGUGAAAUUUGCGAAUUGGCAGAAAAAGACACGAUUCGGUCGAAUUGGAUACCACUGAGCAAGGAGAUUCAGAAGUUUGAAGGCUACAGAGAGAUCAGUGGAGAAUUCGAGAUACAAAUUUUUGAGGAAUUGUUGGGAGAGCUGGUGGAUCAGCUCGGUGGGGGGACUUGCCACCAAAAUCUUUGACUUGUAAAAUCACACCAACUCAACGUAUUCAUACUUCCUUGCUUUUUUUUUUUUUUUUUUGUAGUAUAUAUAUUAUAUAUAAAAUGUCUACUACGUAAACCAUUACAGAAUCUAGAUUGCAAUAUGACACGGGAUAGUAUUCCUAGUUUCA